Acytostelium subglobosum LB1 is the source of this 2202-nucleotide messenger RNA. RefSeq lists its product as hypothetical. The annotation marks the transcript as partial. The record is from RefSeq and is a predicted model, not a curated record. NCBI's taxonomy places the organism in Eukaryota, Evosea, Eumycetozoa, Acytosteliales, Acytosteliaceae. The transcript has 2 exons. Gene Ontology annotation, biological process: potassium ion transport. Gene Ontology annotation, cellular component: membrane.
AAGAAGAUAUCAUCAAAUGUCAAUCAUGUGAUGUGUAUUGAGGACUUUAGGAAUGGUAUAUUGGUGCAGAGCACGUUGUGCCCAGGCUUUGGAACGAUGGUGUGCAACUUGUUCACGAGUAGACAACCAGAGUCGAAUGAGGAAGAGAAGUGGAUCGCAGAGUACGUCAGUGGCAGUGUCAACUCAAUUUACAAGAUACCAGUGCCCAUAUCAAUGGUUGGCGAAACACUUGGCUUUGUCACCACAACAAUGUACUCGGGCGCAAAGGCACUGGUGCUGGGCAUCAUUGAUGAGGGCGACGAUGGCGAUCAGGCACCCAACCCGCACGCAUCAUCCUCGUCGCUGCCCACGGCAGCCGCUCACCAUGACUCGCAUGGCAAGUCGCGCUUCACCAUCCAUCCCCCAUUCUCCACGAUACUCAAGAGCUCCAUGCACCUGGUAAUCAUCGCGCACAGUCCAACGGCCCCAGUGUUCAAGCCCAACAUUCCUUCGAUCAUUAGGAAGAUGGAGCAGGAGGACAAGGGUUCAUCACACUUCUCCACACUCUUCAAUCGUCUGUUCGCGCCUGAUGAAGUUGGUCGCUCUCAGGAACUACAGGACGAGACAUUCUUGCAUGAAGGCCGUCAUUUCUUCACAUCGACCUACUCUCCCACGCAGGUUGAGAUGGAGGACCUGCCCAAUACAAGCAGUCCCUCAGCCUCACCACGUCCAACAGUAUUCAAUCAACCAAGCCAAGACCUAUUGGCCAGCGUCGACCCUUCAGAAAUUGAGGCACUGGAGGAGCCUCGACCAAACCCAUUGCUCGAGCUAUGCAGGACAGAGUUUGACAACAACUGGGAGGACUUCUUGUGCAAUGUGAUCGAGUCUGUCGACUCGAAGAAGUCGCAUUUGGAGGAGAUCGUCGAGGAGUUGGAGCCCAUCAUCAGAUCGAUCGAGAAGCAUCAGAACCUGGACAACGACGACCUGUACGACAAGGAGGAGUUGCCCCAGGACAACUGGAAGGAGCACAUCAUCAUCUGCGGCUCAGUGAACCGCAUCGACCUGUUCCUGCGUGGUCUACGCCAGAAGCACAUCGCCGAGAACCUCAAUCGCUUCCACUACAUCAAGAACCAGAAGGAGGACCGUGAGCUACUGCCGCCCACCAUUGUAAUAUUGCAUCCCGAGGAGCCGGACAUGAGCGAGUGGGACGACAUUGAGGACAUCCACUAUAUCAAGGGCUCGCCACUCGAGCGCAAGGAUCUGGAGAUGUGUCGCGUGCACCUCGCCUCCAAGAUCAUCAUUCUGUCCGACCCAUACAGCAACAAGAACGCUUCAUCCGUCACGUCAGAGACUAGCGUGCAGCUGGACUCGGCUACAAUCAUGGCCUACCUCGAGGUCAACGAGAUGCUGGUCAACUCGACCAACAACUCGCUGGUUACCGUGGAGUUGGUGCACGAGCCCAAUAUCCGAUUCAUAUCGACCAAGAGCACCAAGUCACAGAUGAGCCAGAACACCAGACGCAAGAUCAAUCGCGAUGACGAGGAGCUUGAGAAGCCCAAGUACUACAUCACCAGUGACUUUGCCUCGGGCAAGGUCAUGACGCUCACAACACUCGACUCACUGCUCUGCCAGGCAAAUCACAAUGAGUUCCUGUUGGAUGUGGCGUCCGAGUUGGUGCUCGGAGUCAAUGGCAUCAAGCGCUAUCACAAGAAGAUCACAUCGAGAUAUGACGACGACUACUCUGAUGACUCUUAUGAAUAUGGUUCAAGAUACGAUAGUUAUGGAGAUGAUCACUCUGGUGAUGAGUCUACACCAGGUGCUGCUGGUGCUUCAAACAACAACAACAACAGUGGACACAACAGUCACAAUCAUAGCCUCAACAACAGUCAUCUAAACAUCAAUCACAAUCAUCGAAACAGAAGCUUCCUCAAGACCAACGUCACGCCCACCAUGUCCAAGAGUAGCAGUCUUGUCAGUCUUCAUCAAUACUACCAAGACUGCCUACUCAAUCAAAUCAAGGUGCCAAACCAAUUCCACGGAAGGACAUACGGAGAGCUAUUCGAAGGACUUGUUCAAAAGAACAUCUUGGCUUUGGGACUGUAUCGAUGCAAAGAGAUCACCGGCGCACCAAAUCCUUAUGUCUUCACAUGUCCACCUGCCACGACAACUCUGCACGAGAACGAUCUUGUGUACAUCCUCUACAGACAAAUAGAGACAUCCAAU